AAAGAAUUUCAACAAAACUACCAUAAUUAAAACGCUCUUUCUGUAGAACACCGAGUAUGAGUCUGGAUUCUCUGCUCUCCGAGCUGAAAACUCUCGUAGAAAACGGUGAUGUUGCUCAAGGCAAAGCCGUGCUGAGCAAACUCAAAAUUGCCAUCUUGGAAGGUGCGGACGGAUCUCCGGAGACUCUGCAAAAGUCUUGUUCCGCUUUGGAACUUGGAGUUUUAUUAGCCGUGGCGGACAAUGACCUGGACGCAUUUGGACGAAACAUGGCACAACUGCAACCUUACUACAUGUCGGGUGUAGCGAGUACGCGAAAGGCACACAUUAUGGGGCUGAAUCUGAUGCAUUUGUUGGUGGAGAAUCGUCUUUCCGAGUUUCAUUCGGAACUAGAACUGCUUUCCGAAAAAGAAGCCGCAGAUCCGCUCAUCAGCUUUCCGAUUGGUUUGGAACGCAAACUCAUGGUCGGUAUCUACGAUGAAGUAUUGGCGGGCAAGAUUCCGAAUCCGUCCUAUCAGUUGUUCAUGGAGCACUUGUUGCAAACGGUACGAGAUUCCAUUGCCGAUUGCAUCGAAGUUUCCUACAAAACUUUAAAACUCAAGGACGCAGCAGAAAUGAUGAAAUUUUCGAACGUUGCGGAACUUCAAGACUACAUCCAGAAUUUCCGUGAUGACUGGAUUGUGGAAGCUGGGGAUUUAUUGACUUUUCAGCCUCCCAGCACAAUACCGGCUGCUACCGAUAUUCCAUCGAUGGAGUACAUCAAGCAGUCUCUCACUUAUGCAACGGAAAUGGAGCGAAUCGUGUAACUAUACGAACCAAACACACAGGGCAUCCAGUAAACAGACGUUCCGUAGAACCAA
This is a messenger RNA of Phaeodactylum tricornutum CCAP 1055/1, 857 nucleotides long. It is a transcript of the gene RPN12, whose product is annotated as regulatory proteasome non-atpase subunit 12. The transcript has a single exon. The record is from RefSeq and is a predicted model, not a curated record. Bases 57 to 803 code for a protein of 248 amino acids. Gene Ontology annotation, cellular component: nucleus; proteasome regulatory particle; cytosol. NCBI's taxonomy places the organism in Eukaryota, Bacillariophyta, Bacillariophyceae, Surirellales, Neidiaceae. Gene Ontology annotation, biological process: proteasome-mediated ubiquitin-dependent protein catabolic process.